This is a messenger RNA of Coffea arabica (coffee), 1529 nucleotides long. Lineage: Eukaryota; Viridiplantae; Streptophyta; Magnoliopsida; Gentianales; Rubiaceae. The record is from RefSeq and is a predicted model, not a curated record.
UGCCCAGUAUUUUGAUCAGUUGCCUGCUGAAAUGAUGGCCGUUAUUACAAUGCAUAAGCUAAUGGGACUGUUGAUGACCGGGGGAGGAUAUGGCAGUGCUAGAGUGGUACAAGCUGCCUGCCAUAUUGGUGAAGCCAUUGAGCAUGAGAAUACACAAGUUUCUGGAGAAGACCAAACGGAAGAAUGCAAUGAAUAAGAAUCCUGAGAAAGAAACUGAACCAGUGGCUAAGGCAGAAGAUAGACUAAGGAAAAAGGUCAAUGUUCUGAUGAAAAAGCAGAAGCUUCAUCAAGUAAGGGAGAUAGUAAAACAUCAUGAUGCUUCAAAGCCCUGGGGGCAGGAUGCUCAAGUUAAGGUUGGAUGCCGUUUGAUUCAGAUUAUGAUGGAAACAGCCUACAUACAGCCUCCAGUCGAUCAGUUUGAAGAUGGUCCACCUGAUAUUCGACCUGCAUUUGUUCACACACUUAAGACUGUUGAAACACAGAGGGGCAGCAGGAGAUAUGGGGUGAUUGAGUGUGACCCUCUAGUAAGGAAGGGCCUGGAGAGAACAGCUAAGCACAUGGUGAUUCCAUAUAUGCCAAUGCUGGUCCCUCCCCUGAACUGGACAGGGUAUGACAGAGGUGCUUAUUUGUUUUUGCCUUCCUAUAUCAUGCGUACACAUGGAGCAAAACAACAGCGAGAGGCUCUUAGGAGAUGUCCAAAACAGCAACUAGAACCAGUUUUCCAGGCGCUUGACACACUUGGAAGUACAAAAUGGAGAGUUAAUAAAAGGGUGCUUGGUGUCAUAGACAGAAUUUGGGCCAGCGGUGGCCGUCUUGCAGAUUUAGUUGACCGUGACGAUAUCCCUUUGCCAGAAGAGCCAGACACCGAAGAUGAAAGAGAAAUCAGGAAAUGGAAGUGGAAAGUUAAUAAUGUGAAAAAAGAGAACAGUGAGAGGCAUUCGCAGCGGUGUGAUAUAGAACUUAAGCUUGCUGUUGCUCGGAAAAUGAAGGAUGAGGAGGGCUUCUUUUAUCCACACAAUCUUGAUUUCCGAGGCCGUGCAUAUCCCAUGCACCCACAUUUGAACCAUCUUGGGUCUGAUCUAUGCCGUGGAAUCCUUGAAUUUGCAGAGGGGCGUCCACUUGGAAACUCAGGCUUGAACUGGUUGAAAAUACAUUUGGCAAAUGUUUAUGGUGGUGGUGUGGACAAGUUAUCUCAUGAAGGUCGUGCAGCAUUUGCCGAAAACCAUUUGGAGGACAUAUUUGAUUCUGCAGACAGGCCUCUUGAAGGAAGGCGUUGGUGGUUGAAUGCAGAGGAUUCCUUUCAGUGCUUAGCAACAUGCAUGAAUCUCUCUGAAGCAUUGAGAAGUCCCUCUCCAGAGACUACCAUGUCACACUUGCCUAUCCACCAGGAUGGUUCAUGCAAUGGCCUGCAACAUUAUGCUGCUCUUGGAAGGGAUAAGUUGGGAGCGGCAGCAGUCAAUCUUGUUGCUGGUGAAAAGCCUGCCGAUGUUUAUUCUGGAAUUGCUGCUAGGUAAGCUAGAUUUCUGGAU